AUGAACACAACUAUAGAUUUGUUUGGAGCAGAUGAUCCUGUCAAAUCGUUAGCACCCUUUACGGUUAGUUUAUCAGAUAGCAACAGUCCUCCUAAGUAAUGCAAUAUAACAAAUUAUCCUGCUUUAUAAUAAAUAAAAUAGAAUAGAAAAAUACUAUAAUUCUCAAUAUAUCAAAUAACUCAAAGAGAACAUUAUAAUCCAAGUUAUUUGUAAACUCGUUCUCCAAAAAAUUAGUAGCUUUAUAAUUUAUUUUUUACUACAAAAUCAAUCCAAUAAAAGAAAGCAUAGUUUAGUAAAUAAUUCUGCUAGAAAUACAAAACUCUAACUCAUAAUGAAUCAAAUUAAUAGGAUAUUUAUAAAAGAGUAGAUUUUAAAUAAAAGAUUUUAGAAAGGAUAUCCUAAAUUAGAGAUAGAAGUAUCACUUGUAAAAUGCCAGAAUCUAAUCAAUUUAAUAUCAAUUAAACUUAAAUUUCCUUUCUAUAACCAGAAUUUAAGAAAGAUGAUUUCUUCACUUAACGACCCCCUUAAUCAAGAGUUAAUUCUUCCUUUCAAAAAUGUAAGAAAAUAUGUUUAAUUAAACCUGCUGGAUGUACUUUGGGAUUAAAUGUGGAAAAGUGUAAAAUCAUUGAUAGAAUAAAAACGAUUUCAAUGUCUCCUUAAGAAAAACCGUAUAAAGUAAAAACAUUCAAAAUCAACAAUGUUUAAUUAAGGCAAACGGUUGGUAAAUCCAAUAUCUAAUAGUUGAACAUAAAAAAAAAAUCUUCAAUUCCCUUGACUAAAUGGGAAUAUUCUGAUUUUGAAAAUGAUUGA
Molecule: messenger RNA, 810 nt
Organism: Paramecium tetraurelia
Lineage: Eukaryota; Ciliophora; Oligohymenophorea; Peniculida; Parameciidae
Exons: 2
Source: RefSeq, a predicted model, not a curated record